CAGUGAGUCAACUGCGCAAAAAGCGGAAAAACACAAACAUGACACCGUGGGUUAAACAGACCGUAGCGUUUCUUAGUUUCUAUUGCCGUAUCAUCAAGUAAAACAAGUUUAACCAAGAUCACGUCAGAAGCACGGAGAUUCCCUGUUGUGUUUCGCGGUAUUUUAUUGUUCGGUGCUUAACUUUGUGUUGUCAGCGAUGUGUGAUGGCGGUGAAUCCCGGAGGUGCUGAUGCCGAUGAGCCGCCGUCUAUGCUGUGGGGUCUGGACCCCGUGUUCUCCGCCUAUUCCAGACUCUACAUUACUGACAUCCUUCAGAUGAAAGAGUCCAGACAAGUACCUGGAGUUUAUUUCUACAAGAAUCACCCACUCUUCCAGGUGGAUGUACUGGGAACGGUUGUUUACAAGCGGGAGAGAGACGAUUUCUACUGUUAUGGAGUGGAUGAUAGUACUGGUGUCAUAAAUUGUCUUUGUUGGAAAGAUGAGAAAUGGAAGGAUCAAGGAGAACCAACUAAAUACAGAGAUCCUAGCGGAUCCUCCAGAGGCUUUAACAUUGAAGAUGAACUCAAACGACUGAAGGAGGCUGAAAGGAAGAGCACCGUGCUGGAGAUCGGAGACCUGCUGAGGGUACGAGGGACUGUCAAAACCUCCAGGGAUGCGAGGGAGAUCAUGGCCAUCUCCUUCUAUAAAGUCAAUGACCCCGUGAUGGCAGUGCAGAUCUCACAUAUGCUGGAAAUGCCUCAGCUGUACAGAAAGUGCUAUGAUCAGCCGUUCCAGAUGCCGAGUGAUGACCUGGGCGCCACAGAAGCAGGUGGUUCAUCACAUUUCCACUAUUUGCUGUCUCGGUCAGUUCUCACCCUUAAGGAGUUCAUCUUAGAGAAAGAGGUGGCCAGGUUUCGUCCUUAUGAUGUCGAGUUCCUCUUACAUCCACUGAUCCAAAGUUCUUCAGCAGAACAGGAGUCAGAUCAGCCCAGAACGUCAUUUGCUACGCAAAUUCGAAAACUCUUGAAAGAGACCCUGAGCAUCCUCCAGGACGAGGGACAAAUAUUUCGCAAAAUACGGACCCAGGAUGAAGUCUACAAUGUAACAGAACAAGACAAAGAUCUUCACACAGCGAUCAAGAAUGUUUUACGAGAGGAUACGAAAAGGGAAAAAUAUGCUGAGAAAGGAUGCCAUGUCCUGCAUAUUUUGUCCAGCGUGAGGCAGCGCUACAGCCAAAAUCUGAGUCGAGAGGUGCUGGAAGUUGCUCUGACAUUCUUAGAAUGUAAUAGUGACAUAAUAAGCACAACAGAAGCCCACUAUAUUGUUUUGUAGCAUCAUUUUUUUUUUUUUUUUUUUGUUAAAUACAUUCAUAAAAAUAUGAGCAAAGUGUUUAAAGCAAUCAUGAAGACAGAAUGUUAUCUGUUACAGAACCCUUUUUGAUAUAAAUCAUUAAAGUUA
Ctenopharyngodon idella (grass carp) is the source of this 1436-nucleotide messenger RNA. RefSeq names its product STN1 subunit of CST complex (gene stn1). Gene Ontology annotation, biological process: DNA replication; telomere capping; nucleotide-excision repair. Gene Ontology annotation, cellular component: chromosome, telomeric region; CST complex; site of double-strand break. The transcript is spliced from 9 exons. The coding region runs from base 204 to 1310 and encodes 368 amino acids. The record is from RefSeq and is a predicted model, not a curated record. Gene Ontology annotation, molecular function: single-stranded telomeric DNA binding. Lineage: Eukaryota; Metazoa; Chordata; Actinopteri; Cypriniformes; Xenocyprididae.